Molecule: messenger RNA, 246 nt
Organism: Lasiodiplodia theobromae
Lineage: Eukaryota; Fungi; Ascomycota; Dothideomycetes; Botryosphaeriales; Botryosphaeriaceae
Product: Conidiation-specific protein 6
Exons: 2
Coding region: 1-246 (81 amino acids)
Cellular component (GO): cytoplasm
Source: RefSeq, a predicted model, not a curated record
AUGUCCAACCCCGGCAACGUCAUCGGCGGCCACAAGGCCAACCUCAACAACCCCAACACCUCGGACGAGGCCAAGCAGCACAGCAAGCAGGUCAUCGACGAGCACAUGCAGAGCGGCGAGAUGCCCCAGGCCGACCAGCACAAGAACCCUGGCAACGUUGCUGGCGGUUUGAAGGCGACGCUUAAUAAUCCGAAUGUCUCUGAUGAGGCGAAGCAGAGUGCGCAGGAGAGGCUUCAUGAUUUUUAG